AUGCCUCAACAACCAACAGCCACCAUGAAAUCAGUCACUGAAUUUCUUCCACCUAAGGAGAGAGUCCUUCGUUCGGAACAAAUCGGUCUUAGCUCUCAUAAGAAUGCCUACAAUAAUGGUACCUUGAUGAAUAAUUGGAUCGAGGAGCGCAAUGCGUAUGAUUAUCUCGAGAAAAUUAAUACGAAUCCUUCGUUUGUGGCAUUACAACAAACUGGCCCUACAUUGAAUCAAACUUUGUAUCAACACCCAACGGAAUUGAAACCAAAUGCCUAUCAAGUUGCUGAACCUAUUCUUCCCAACGAAACUGGAAAGGAGAUACUGUUUGUUCAUGGUGACGAUAAAUUUGAAAAGAGUUUGGUCACCAUGUCAGCUCUGACAUUUUCACAUCAAAAAGAUGCUUUGAAAACAGAGGAUGCUCUCAAAAGUAUCAAGACCAUUAAACCUCAAAUCACUGGUCAACAAGCUCCCGUUCGAUUACUCGAGCAAAAGAAGGCACAAUGGCAAGUGGAGCGAGAAGAUGAGCGUGAUCCAACCAGUUCUUUUAAAACCACCUAUCAAACAGAGAUUGAAAAGAAGGAAAAGCUUUCAGAAAUUUCCACCACUUGUACUCAUAUUCCUUCGAACAUGCAUCUCACAACGAAGAGUAUUCUGCCAGACAAGCCAAUGAUGGCUCCUUCUGGUGACAUUAAUUCAUCCUCAUGGGGAGAUGAAUUGGGAAAGACAAAGGAAGCUCUGCAAUUUGCUCCACCUCAAGCCAAGCCUACCAACAAGUGGGGAGAUUUUACCAAAAGCAUGAGAGAGGACUAUCGAAAGACAGGAUUGAGAAAGCCAGUGGAAUAUAAAGUGACACCAUUAGCCACUCUUGCCAAGCAUCAAUAA
Messenger RNA from Naegleria lovaniensis, 879 nucleotides. RefSeq lists its product as uncharacterized. The record is from RefSeq and is a predicted model, not a curated record. NCBI's taxonomy places the organism in Eukaryota, Heterolobosea, Eutetramitea, Acrasida, Naegleriidae. Bases 1 to 879 code for a protein of 292 amino acids. The transcript has a single exon.